UGCCCACUCUGCGGUCGUCCUCCUCCCCGCUGAGUACAGCCACGGGCGGCUCCCACGCCUGGUCGUUUUCUCCUGGCUCCUCCACCCCCCAGCCCUGCGAUGACAGAGACUCGGACCAGACCUCGCAGGGGAACAGUGACUCCUUGUCAGCUGAUGAAGGCAGUGACUUUGAAGACAGUCUGAGACGCACUGUGAAGAAGAGAACAGCAAAGCGGCCACUCAGAACAACUCCAGCAGCAAAACAUCCAAAGAAGGGGUCCCAGAUGGUACAUGGUCAUGGUCAGAAAGAGUCAAAGCCACCAGCCUGUGAUCUCUUUGAUGCUGUGAAAGCUGCCAGAGGUGAUAUGCAGUCUUUGGUGGAUGAGUGGCUCGAAAGCUACAAGCAAGACCAGGAUGCAGGAUUCCUGGAGCUCAUUAACUUUUUCAUCAGAUCUUGUGGAUGUAAAGGCAUCGUGACCCCUGAGAUGUUCAAGAAGAUGACCAAUUCAGAGAUCAUCCGGCAUCUAACAGAACAGUUUAAUGAGGAUUCAGGGGACUACCCCCUGAUAACUCCAGGUCCAUUGUGGAAGAGGUUCCAGGGCAGCUUCUGUGAGUUUGUGAGGGCUUUGGUGUAUCAGUGCCAGUAUAGCCUCCUCUAUGAUGGCUUUCCUAUGGACAAUCUCAUCUCCCUGCUCACUGGCCUCUCAGACUCCCAAGUCCGUGCCUUCCGUCAUACUAGCACCCUGGCUGCUAUGAAGCUAAUGACUUCUCUGGUAAGAGUUGCCCUCCAGUUGAGUCUGCACAAAGACAACAACCAGCGUCAGUAUGAUGCUGAACGAAACAAGGGUCCAGGGCAGAGAUCGCCUGAGCGACUAGAGAGCCUGUUGGAGAAGCGCAAAGAACUCCAAGAGCAGCAAGAGGACAUUGAGGGGAUGAUGAACGCACUCUUCAGGGGGGUCUUUGUGCAUCGGUACAGGGACAUCCUUCCUGAGAUCCGUGCUAUCUGCAUCGAGGAAAUUGGGUGUUGGAUGCAGAGCUACAGUGCUUCUUUUCUCACUGACAGCUACUUAAAAUACAUUGGCUGGACCCUGCAUGAUAAGCACCGGGAAGUGCGUCUGAAGUGCCUGAAGGCCCUGAAAGGGCUGUACAGCAACCGGGAGCUGACUGGGCGCCUGGAGCUCUUCACCAGCCGCUUCAAGGACCGGAUGGUUUCCAUGGUCAUGGACAAAGAGUAUGACGUGGCAGUGGAGGCCGUCAGAUUGCUGAUUCUUAUCCUUAAGAACAUGGAAGGGAUGCUGACAGACAUGGACUGUGAGAGCAUCUACCCUGUUGUGUACGCCUCCAACCGAGCCCUGGCCUCUGCCGCUGGAGAGUUUCUGUACUGGAAGCUGUUCUACCCCGAGUGUGAGGUGAGAGCAGUGAGUGUCAGAGAGCGACACCGAAGUCCACAUGCCCGGAGGACUUUCUUCCACCUUCUGCUGUCCUUCUUUGUGGAGAGUGAGCUCCAUGACCAUGCUACCUACCUAGUGGACAGCCUGUGGGACUGUGCGGGGGCUAGGCUGAAGGACUGGGAGAGUAUGACAGGCCUGCUGCUGGAGAAGGACCAGAGCCUGGGCGACGUGCAGGAGAGCACACUGAUAGAGAUCCUUGUGUCCAGUGCCCGGCAGGCUGCUGAGGGUCACCCGCCUGUGGGGCGGGUCACUGGGAGGAAGGGCCUGACUGCUAAAGAGCGUAAGCUCCAGGCUGAUGACAAGGUGAAGCUGACUGAACACCUCAUCCCCCUGCUGCCUCCACUCCUGGCCAAGUUCUCAGCUGAUGCCGAGAAGGUCGCACCCCUGCUGCAGCUUCUCAACUAUUUUGACCUCAACAUCUACUGCACCCGGCGCUUGGAGAGGCACUUGGAGCUGCUGUUGGAGCAGCUGCAGGAGGUGGUGGUGAAGCACGCAGAGCCCGCGGUGCUCGAGGCUGCUGCUCACGCCCUCUGCCUGCUCUGCAACCCCGAGUUCACCUUCUUCAGCCGGGUGGACUUUGCCCGUAGCCAGCUCAUGGAUCUGCUGACUGACCGCUUCCAGCAGGAGCUCAACGAACUGCUGCAGUCGUCCAUCCUUGAUGAGGAUGAGGUGUACAGCCUGGCAGCCACGCUGAAGCGUCUCUCUGCCUUCUAUAACGCUCAUGAUCUAACUCGCUGGGAGCUCUAUGAGCCAUGCUACCGACUCCUCCGGAAGGCCGUGGACACAGGAGAGGUUCCACACCAGGUGAUCUUGCCAGCCUUGACUCUUGUCUACUUUUCCAUUCUCUGGACACUGACCCACCUUUCUGAACCAGGUACUUCCCAGGAGCAGCUGCUGAGUCUGAAGGGCAGAAUGGUGGCCUUCUGUGAGCUCUGCCAGAGCUGCCUCUCCGAUGUGGAUCCUGAGAUCCAGGAGCAGGCUUUUGUCUUACUAAGUGAUCUGCUCCUCAUCUUUAGCCCUCAAAUGAUUGUAGGGGGACGUGAGUUCCUUAGGCCCCUUAUCUUUGUUCCUGAAGCCACUCUCCAGUCUGAACUAGCCAGCUUCCUCAUGGAUCAUGUCUUCAGCCAGCCAGGAGACCUGGGCAGUGGUCACUCCCAGGAGGAUCAUUUACAGAUAGAGCAGCUGCACCAGCGGCGCCGCCUCCUGGCCGGAUUCUGCAAACUGUUGCUUUAUGGGGUGCUGGAGAUGGAUGCAGCCUCAGAUAUUUUCAAACACUACAACAAGUUCUACAAUGACUAUGGUGAUAUUAUCAAGGAAACAUUAACCAGAGCAAGGCAGAUUGACCGAAGCCAUUGUUCCCAAAUCCUGUUGCUGAGCCUCAAGCAGCUGUACACAGAACUGCUGCAAGAACACGGGCCUCAGGGCCUGAGUGAGUUACCAGCCUUCAUCGAGAUGAGGGACCUGGCCCGGAGGUUUGCCUUGAGCUUUGGACCCCAGCAGCUGCAGAACCGUGACCUUGUUGUCAUGCUACACAAGGACGGCAUCAAGUUCGCCUUGUCAGAGCUUCCUCCAGCUGGCUCCUCCAGUCAGCCCCCCAAUUUGCCAUUCCUGGAGCUCCUUUCGGAGUUCUCCCCCCGUCUCUUCCAUCAGGACAAGCGGUUGCUACUGUCCUACCUGGAAAAGUGUCUGCAGCGUUUGUCCCAGGCACCUGCCCAUCCCUGGGGUCCAGUCACCACCUACUGCCACUCCCUCAGUCCUGCAGAGAACGCGCCUGAGGCCAGCCCUCAGGGCCUCCCCCGCUCCAAGAGGCGGCGCAUUGAAGGCCCCUCCAGACACAGCAGGGAGGGUGUCUUCUCCCAGGAAGAAAGCCUGCAGCUGAACAGCAUCCCACCCACACCCACCCUCACCUCUACAGUGGCGAAGAGCAGACAGCCCCUGGCUCGGUUGGAAGAAAUGGAAUCGGAGUUCACUCAGGGCCAGCUCCUGCCAGGUGGCCAGCAGUCCAGGUCCUUGAGUUCACAGUAUUUGCAUGCUCCACACAAGCCUCCCGGUCCUGGUUUGGGCAGCCGGCUGACCCAACUGAGCCUCGUGGAGGACAGCCAGGAAGAACAGUUAGGCAUUCUGGAGGAGUCGAGCGAAGAGCGGCAGGACAGAGACAAGCAACCAAAUGGCCGCUCUUCCCCCAGUGAACACGGGCUGGACCUCCUAGAUACCACAGAGCUGAAUAUCGAGGAUUUCUGACAUGACUCUGGGGCCCUCCCCACCUCAAGGACAUGGCCAUCUGGGAAAAGCAAACAGGAGGAAAGAGCAAAUGACACAUCCUGCCAGCCCAGCCCUGGCCACUGCAGGGCCAGAGAAGUGGGCUUUGCCUUUCUAGCUGACCUUUCUCUCUGGAAGAGAAGCUGCGUGCCCCUGUCCUGAUGCACAUGGCUCUGUUCUCUGCCUGUUUGCUGCUGUUUGGUGGGGGGAGUGGUAGCUGUCUGUGUUUGAUAGAAAGAGCCCCAAGUCUCCUUGUAUUUUUGGAACAUCUUUCCUAGCCUUUUUUUGCCUAGUGACUAGUUCAAUAAACACUUCGACCAGCCAGGGUGUGGCCUGAGAUUGUUAAA
This is a messenger RNA of Lepus europaeus (European hare), 4036 nucleotides long. RefSeq names its product STAG3 cohesin complex component (gene STAG3). Gene Ontology annotation, biological process: sister chromatid cohesion. Gene Ontology annotation, molecular function: chromatin binding. Gene Ontology annotation, cellular component: cohesin complex; chromatin; nucleus. The coding region runs from base 264 to 3671 and encodes 1135 amino acids. The transcript has 33 exons. NCBI's taxonomy places the organism in Eukaryota, Metazoa, Chordata, Mammalia, Lagomorpha, Leporidae. The record is from RefSeq and is a predicted model, not a curated record.